Messenger RNA from Vitrella brassicaformis, 5078 nucleotides. The record is from the annotation of a GenBank genome assembly. NCBI's taxonomy places the organism in Eukaryota, Vitrellaceae.
GUGAAACUGAAGGAAGGAGGAAGGAUGGACGGUCUCGUGUGGAGGCAGUGCGCGGCAUGGCCUUACGACGGCCAUUCAUGAGUCAUCGACUUUGAUUAUGUGAUUAUGUCACCAUGACCGUCCUGGACAUCAUACUAAUGCUCUCCUACCAGCUGCUCAUUGGCCUUGAUGCUGCCAGCGCUCUGCACUACAAGCGGCGCGGCCCCUUCUGCUUCCACAUCGCUGCGCACGCAUCGUUUCGUCUGGAGCCACAGAGGCGCAGCUGCCGCAUUGGUGCAGCCACACAUCCUCGCAGACCCGGGACGACUCAGCUGGCUGCCGACCCGACAGACGACUCAGCGGCAGCGACGGCUCGUCCAUCUGUUAUCCUCCUAAGGCUGCUCGAGACUUCCCAGAGGCUGCAGCGACGGCGCAGCAACGACAGCUCCACCCAAACACUGCAGAACAAGGCGGCCAACGAGCCUGAGGCACAUGACGAUGAGUCGGUCUGGGCGGUGGCUCUGCUGCCAGCUGCUGAGAGUGCCGAUGCCCUCAACGUGACCACCACCAUGGCUGCGCCUGAGGGCGAGAUCGGCGAGGGCAGGCGAGAAGGCGAUCCUGUUGAGGGCAGCUGGGGCUACCUGGUGCCAAUCUUCCCGUCGCUCAACAUCUCUGCCGCUGCUGCCUCCCUCCCCUCUGUCACUGAUAUGAAUGUGCGCAUGCCGGAGAACAUCACGCGGCUGGUGCAGUCGGCCGGGUCGCAGGCGCAAGAGCAGCUGAGGUCUAUCGGCAAGCUGUCGACAGAGGCGCUGGGCAGGCUGGUUGCCGACGAGGGCUUGCAGAACCUGACUCUACCUGUGACGUCUUUCCUCUGGGAUGCCCACAGCCGGCUGGCGGGUCUCUCACAGAUCCCGGCUUCGCUCGCCGCCCAGCUGCCCGGGGACUCGCUGCUGCUGCUGCUGAUGGGCAACACGAGUGGGUUGGCGGACGCAGUGCAGAACGUCCUCAGCCUGCAGAAUGUGACAUGGCUCAUGGCCACGUCCGCCUACAACCAGUCCCAGGCCCUCAUGAACGCCACACUGGUGAGGCCGCUGGCCAACCUGAGCGACGCGUGGAGUCUGCAGGGCCUCGACAGCAUCGGGGUGCUCCUGAGCAAGGCCAGCAAUGCGACCCUGCCUUAUGCGUUUGUGCUGCCUGUGGAGAGCCCGUCGCUUGAGUCGCUGCUGGGGUCACUGGAGGGCAUCCUGCGGGCCAACACGAGUGCCGCUAUGAGAGAGGAGGGGGAUGGCACGGACGGCGGUGACACUGAUGGGGGCAUCUCGCUGCUUAAUCCCGUGCCAGAGAGGGUGCUGGAUGUCCUCAGGGUGAGCUCACCUGCUGAGGGAGGCGGCCUUCCUUCAUCGUCACAUCAUUUCAUUCCAUGCAUAGCGUGUGUGUAUGUGUGUGUAUGGUGUUGUGUUGUGUUGUGUUGUGAGGUGGCUCAGCGUGAAGGCCCCCCGAUUGCCCGGCAGCUGUCGAGUCGAUACUUCUUGGCGAACAGGAGGAUCAAAGAACUCAUCGAAAUCGCACUGGUCGGGGCAAACACUACAUACACUCAGACAGAGAGAGAGAUACGGAGAAACCAGCAAAGCCGGCCAUCGUCUUUGCGCUGUUGCGUUGGUGGCCUUCCUUAUCAUCACCAGAUGACAGAGCGCGGCCCCGAUGUGCCUGAGGCCAUCCACUUGAAGCUCUCGCUGCUGGACCAGCUGGGCAACCUCAGCUCCCCCUUCCACAACGACACACCGCCCCACAUUGUCUUCUUCAACGAGCCAGAGGAAAACGUCCAUCGCAUCCCAUCGCACGAGGCCAUGCUGCUCGAGGACAUCGCAGUCUCCAAAGACAGCCUCACCGGCCUCUCAGACGACCUGAGCGCGAGGCCGGGACAGUUCGGGUGAGAGCCACACACACCGACAGCCAGCGACCAACACAACACCCACGUGAUGAUUGCUGGCUCCUGUCUUUUCCUCUGGUCGUUGUGCAGGUAUCGCGCGAGAAGGGCGCGGUAUGGCGUGCGCCGUUUUCUCGCGAGUGUCUUUCGCGGCAUCAUGCGCUGGAGGGCAGCUGUGUCGGAGGCAUGGCAGAGACGCAAAAGGCAACAACACCAGCAGAGACCGCAGGACGGCCCACUAGAUGAGACGGCGGCCAAUAGGAAACCGUCUGGCACGUGGCGCCUCAUCCAAUGGGUCGGCAGCGGCCCGAAAGGGCUGUCUAGGCUCAAGUAAUGACAGACACCCCCUGGCUGCCCAACAGUUAUGCAUCCCUCCCUCUGUGUCUUUUCUCUGCCCAGGCGUCUGGUGCGGCGGCGUGAGCGAGCGGCGCUGCACCGGCUGACCACUGAGGAGCUAAACCGCCUCAAGAUGGCCUUGCGCUUCGAGAUCUCCAACUGGCGAUCCACCUGGAUCGGGAGAGACCUCGCAAGACUCUCACGCCUCCGACGGCCGGACAGGAACGACUCGGUGCCCUCCCUGGUGAUCCGAGACGACGUCGACGGCGCGUGCAUCACGCCGGCAGACGAGCUCGAAGAAGACGCUGACAGCAGGGCGCUCGAGAGUUUGCUCGAGAAGACGGCCAAGGACCUGUCUGCUGCCGCUGCCGCUGCUGCUGGUGCUGGUGGGCGAGAGCAGCCGGUGGCUGGUGUUGCGGGUGGCGAUGGCGAUGGCGGUGGCGGUGAGGGCAAGGGUGAGGUGAGGGGGGAGAUCAUGCACUCUCGGGUGGCCCAUGCGGCUACCGUCGACGAGUGGCAGAGCACCUUCAGGCUCUUCCGGAGGCAGACACCGCUCAUCGAGAGGUCAGCAACACACACACACACACACAGAUACAUCGACAGACAUACACAAACGGGCUGGUGCUGUGCAUGCAGGUACAUCGCCUCGGCGGACGCGGCGCUCCCCGGGCCCACCGAGUCGUCCUUCUCAUGCUCGGCGGUCAAGUACCCCCUCCUGCUGCACUCUAUGCUCCUCGCCGCCCUCUCGCCAUACAACCUGAGGCUCAAAGACGCCGACCUGCCCAUGGCCAUACCGCAGCUGCCCAGCUUCGAGCUGAGCCUGGCCAACCAGACCAUGACGUCAGGCAUCAGCUUCGUGCCGAUUGGGUCGAUUCCGCAGCUGGUGGAUGUGCUGUCGUCUGACGAUAAGAGGCAAGCCGUCAUCGAGAAGGCCCAGCUGCUGGCCUCCCUCCACGGCCGGGGCAGCAGCAGCAGCAGCAGCGGCAAGGUGGUGCCUGUUGAGGCGGUGCCUGUGGAUGCCACCGAUGGGUCUGGCGAGUCGACAACCGGAGUGGCGGCCUCCCUCCCUCUGCCCAUGAUGCCCCUGCUGUCCAAUGUGGUCGACAGAGAGCCGGCACACACACCCACAGCCGCAGCCGCAGCCAGCACAACAACAGCGUCUGCAUCUCAACAGCAGCAGGAGGAGGAGGCCGAGGCGCUGAGGGGCAGGGCGGUGGCCGAUCUGCUGAUGAAGAAGGCCAUUGAGGUGGAGAAGGGCAAGGGGGACGUCGCCGUGCACACCGUCGUCUCCGACAAAGCAUGCGCGGUGCGUGCGGUCGGUGAGGGGGCGGCAGCCAGCCAUCGGUGCAUUUGAUAGAUUGGAUGGGUGUGUCGUUCGUGUUUCUCCCUUUCUCCAUAUGUUCAUUCACCCAUUCGUUCAGGUCAUCGGGGUGUCCCCCUCCCUGAACCUGACUGUGGUCAGCUUUCGGGGCACCAAGGACCCCGUCGACGUGCUCACCGACAUCCAGUUCAUCUCGGCACCAUUCAAGCCCAGAAACGUCCCGCGAGGCCACCGCUCGCGCAUCCCCGUCUCUGUGCCCGUCCGGAUGGCCCACCACCCGCACCAUCCAGGCGCCCCAGCCAAGGACGGCAGCACCAGCAUGGAUGCAGCGGCCAGGGAGCCGCGGCGCGCGUCGCUGCUGGCGUCGCUGGGUCUGCGGUUCAGGGGCAUCCGGCAUGGCCGGGCGCACUUUGCCAAGGAGAGGGAGGCCGAGCCGACUGCGAGUGCGGCAGAUAGCAACACGAUGGAGGUCCACAGGUACGUACGCAGAACAAAGGGCUUUCUGCUCAUGAAUGCGAUGCCUUCAUGAUCGCGAUAAUGCAGGGGUUUUGCGAUGGCGUUCGAGUCGAUUCGCGACGAGGUUUCGUCCAUUCUCAACCGCUACUCGUACACCGACCCCGCGGGCGGCCAUCGCCGCUUUCCGCACGAGGUGGUCUUCGUGGGCCACUCGCUGGGCGGCGCCUUGGCCCACCUGGCGGCCGUCUACUUCCACGACCUGCGGCCGCGGCUCGUCACAUUCGCCGCCCCAGCGACGGGCAACCUGGCCUUCUGCCGGUGCCUGGAGCAAGUGGCGCGGCCGUACGGGGGGCUGCGGGUAUGGAAUGAGGGCGAUGUGGUGCCCUACAUUGCCCAGCUGGUGGGAUACAGCCAUGCCGGCAUUCCCAUCAAGUGCCGGCUGCCCAGGUGGGCGAGAAGAGAAGGGCAGGGCAGGGCGGGGCGGGGGGGAUAUAUGACUUCUAUCUAUCAUCAUGAUGAUGCUCUCUGGGUGUGCGUGUGUGUGUGUUGUCCGACAGGUCUGCGAUAAUGAAGUUCGAGCAGGAGAACGUCGGUCCUGUGUUUGGCUUCCGCGUCGUGGCGCCUCACGUGCUCUUCCAGGUCACACACACACAUUCACACACACAUGCACACGUGUCAUCCAUCUGUCUGUCGUGUCAAUCAAUCGACCUGGUCAACCGUGUGUGUGUUGUGUGUCAGGUUGGCCCGGCCGUUUAUGUGUUUCCCAUCAUCACGCAGGACGUCCGAAGCGCCAGUGAGGCCGCCAAGGCCGCACAGCAGGAGACAGCGGACGAGGCCAAGGAAUUGCAGCCCUCAUGAAUGAGCAGUGAUGAGAAUGGAACAACGAGUGGCUGACUUUGUUGUGUUUUGUGAGGUUAAGGCGACUCUGAGGGAGCGUUGUGUAUACUGACUGGUGUGCUGCGCGUGUGAGAGAGAGACCGACCGCCUCUCAUCGAUUGUGCGGAUGAGAUGAAAGUUCAUUUAGUGACUUCUUCCCUCACGUAAUUGUCAUCGACCGUC